Molecule: messenger RNA, 1395 nt
Organism: Sinocyclocheilus grahami
Lineage: Eukaryota; Metazoa; Chordata; Actinopteri; Cypriniformes; Cyprinidae
Product: CD276 antigen homolog
Exons: 9
Coding region: 1-1395 (464 amino acids)
Biological process (GO): negative regulation of T cell proliferation; immune response; positive regulation of T cell proliferation
Cellular component (GO): external side of plasma membrane
Source: RefSeq, a predicted model, not a curated record
AUGAUCGUUCUGUUUGAUUUCGCCCAUUUGAAGAUGCACCUACCGAACUGUGUUCUGAUGUCAGUAUUACUGAUGAUCGCUGAUGGGUUGACUGUGCACGGUCCCUCUGGUCCUCUGGUUGCUCCUCUGGGAUCCUCCGUGGUUUUGCCCUGUUCUGUUGAUGAACUUUUAUCAGUGGAGGAUCUGGAGGUGGAAUGGAGAAGAACAGACUCAGAGACUCUGGUUCAUCUGUAUCAGGACGGUGAGAGUCGAGCAGAAGCCCAGCAGCAGGAUUAUCAGGAUAGAGCUCAUUUCUUCACUGAUCAGAUUCAACGUGGAAACUUCUCCCUCCGGCUGGACGAUCUGAGAGCUGAAGAUGAGGGACAGUAUAAAUGUAAAGUUCACAGUCAGCAGGAUUCUGGUGAGACUGUGGUUCAAAUAAAAGUUAAUGCUGAGCGUUUGCUAGUAUCAGGAUCGAGUCGCUCCAUAUCUGCGUCUGUGGGUGAAGACGUCACUCUGAACUGCUCUGUAGACUCUCACAUCCCACCCGAAGACUUUGAGGAGGUUUCAUGGAAGAAAAUAGAUGAAGAUAUUCAGGUUCUGCUCUACCAAAACAAUGAGGCACAUUCAUCAAAUGAGCGAUACAUAGACAGAGUUGAGCUCUUCACUGCUGAAAUCCCCAAAGGAAACUUCUCUCUCAGACUGAAGAGCGUCAGAACUGAGGAUAAAGGAGUUUACAUGUGUGAGGUGUUUGCUGGAGGACUUUCAGCCAAUGCAACUGUAGUACUGGAGAAACUGGGUUUCUCUGUUUCACACAUACUGAUGUUGAUUCUCUGUAUUGCUGCAUCUGGAUCUGCACUUCUGCUCUGCUGUCUGAUCUACUGCAGAUCACAAUUUAUCACAGACCCCGUUGCACCCAAACGUGUCAGGACUAUUGGGGUUCUUCAUGCAUUUCUUCCAAAUAUUAUGAUGUUUAUGGCUUUUGUCCUCUGGGGUGUUACAGAAGGAUUUCUGUACGAGACAAUCUCUUGCUGUGCUCUGUAUAUCCAGAGGCCUCUGAUGUUGAUGUACGUAGCACCAUAUUUAGAGCACAUGCCAGAUUUAGCACUUCAGUCUGAAUAUUUCCUUGUAACAGUGGUUUAUUCUUCAGUUCUUUUCAGUCAUGCUUGGGAAAAAAUGGUGCAUUAUGGAGACUUUGAUAGAUUCAUGAUACUCAUUACAACUGGAGUCCUGAUUUUGCUUUGUGUCAUCUACAUCAUUUACUUAUUGACUGGAAAGGAGAUGUCAUGCCGUGGACCGAUAUCAGAAUGUAUAUGGGGUAUAUUAACAUCUGUAGCUGCAUUCAUCUUUUACAUUCUGCCUUCAUUACACGUCACCCUCCUGUAUGUUGCUUUUGGAGCUGCCAGAGGAGGUUAG